AUUGAACAGAUAAUACCAAACUGUUUAAAACCGUUUAUCAUUAUUUUUGUAAUAUUAAUAAUUCUACGUGGAAACAAAACAAAAUAUAUAACAUUUCUGUAGAUGUGUUGCACAACUUUGACAAGUGAGGCACUUGCGAACCUCGUGCACCGGAAAGUGGAGGAGGAGAAGGGGAGGAGGAAUUCAUCCGAGCGACGAAGAGCAAGUGGAGCAACGUCCGCCGCGAAACGCAGCGUCACAGUCCGAUUCGCGAUCGUAUCGAGCAUGGAUCAUCUGGUGGACGAUUCCGAGUCGCUUUUUACCAACAAUCUCCUGUCGACUGGGCCGAGCUCCUUGGGUACGCGUGACAAUGGAAACAAUGACGCUCGAAGAGGUGCUGGCAUCUUCGGGACAAUCUUUUUGAUCGUCAACACCACGCUGGGGGCUGGAUUGUUGAACUUCCCGCAGGCCUUCGACAAGGCCGGUGGGGUGGGAACCUCCGUCGUGGCCCAGCUUGGCUUUCUCGUUUUGAUCACAGCUGCCCUGGUGAUAUUGGCCAGCUGUAGCAACAGCACGGGCACCGACACCAUGCAGGACACAUUCGCCGGACUGUGCGGCUCCAAAUCGCUCGCCUUCUGCGGAAUUUGCGUGGCCAUUUACAGCUUCGGCUGCUGCUUGACAUUCCUCAUAAUCGUCGGCGACCAGUUCGACAGGGUGUUUGCUACGUACUAUGGUCUCGACUACUGUCACACGUGGUAUUUAUCCAGACCGUUUGUGACGGCUGUGUCCUGCAGUAUAUUUAUACUGCCUCUGUGCUUCUUUAAAAGACUGGACGUUCUGAGUUACGCGAGCUCCGUCGGUUGCGUUACCAUCGUAUACGUCGUGUGGCUCAUCGUUUACAAGAGCUUCACCGUGCAGGACGGUACUGUGCCGCCUAUAAAAAUCUGGCCGAACAAUGGAUACGAGGUUCUGCAGAUAAUACCCAUCAUUUGUUUCGCUUACCAGUGUCACAUGACGGCGAUACCGACUUAUGCCUGUAUGAAGGAACGUAAUCUGUGCAAGUUCACUCUAUGCGCCGUCAUCAGCAUGCUGAUCUGCUACGGCACGUACAGCGUAAUCGGUUAUUUCGGAUACGCCACGUUCGGCAGCGGCAAAGUCCCGAGUGAUAUCCUGCAAGGCUACACCGAUAAGAGCGCCAUGGUGACAGUGGCGAUAAUCGCAAUCGCGGUCAAGAAUUUCACCACUUAUCCCAUUGUGCUGUACUGCGGCCGGGACGCGCUUCUCGGCAUCUUCGACGUGAGCCUCGACCGAAUUGGCGUCCGCGUGAUCGUUACGUUAAUCUGGUUCGCCUUGUCGCUGAUCAUUGCCAUUCUGGUGCCGGAUAUCUCACCGGUCAUCAACUUGAUGGGCUCGCUGUCCGCAAUGUUCAUUUUUAUGCUGCCAGGCAUCUGCCUCAUGCAGAGCGUGUUCCUUAGCGACCCGGAGCUAUACUUUAAUAAGAACCGCCUGUUGGUCGUCUUCGCGAUCUUCCUGACCGCGCUCGGAGCCUUCGUGUGCGGCGUUGUGUUUAUGGAGGCUCUUCAGGAUCUACAGAAGACGCCGGUCAAACCGCCGUUGGUCACCGGCUUCAGACAGUUCAGAGAGAGUCUGUGCGUAUGAUAACAGCAGUCACUCGAGAUAGACGUUAGACAUUGCGUGAUUUCGGAGAUUUUUUUUAUCACUGACAAUGGCUUAUUGAUGGUGUGCCAUGCUGUAGAGAGCAGCUCAUUUGCUUAAUUCGAACGAGACUGGGAAAGCUGGUUUGCAAAUCGGCCAUGAUUUACCUUUACUUUUCGUUAACGUCACGUAAAGGUGGAAAGACAUAGUUAAAGCAUAAGAAAAAGACUGAUAUAUGUGUGUAUAUAUAUAUAUAUAUAUAUAUAUACAAUUUUAAUUAGUAAGUUUUACCGAUUAACUCAUUUGCGCGCGAAACUGCGUGAAGCUGAUUUUUUUGUAUUUUGAAUCUCUUCCAUUGUUCAGAUGUGCUCAAUAAUAUACAUAUAAGUAUAGUGUACUUGUGAAUGUAAAUAAAAAAAGAACUUUGUGAUACUUUAUACAUACUA
Messenger RNA from Vollenhovia emeryi, 2081 nucleotides. Its product is annotated as putative sodium-coupled neutral amino acid transporter 7. The transcript has 5 exons. Gene Ontology annotation, molecular function: amino acid transmembrane transporter activity. The record is from RefSeq and is a predicted model, not a curated record. Bases 103 to 1638 code for a protein of 511 amino acids. Gene Ontology annotation, biological process: amino acid transmembrane transport. NCBI's taxonomy places the organism in Eukaryota, Metazoa, Arthropoda, Insecta, Hymenoptera, Formicidae.